UGGCAUGGCACCAUAUGAAGCAUUAUAUGGAAAACAGUGUAGGACACCAUUAUGCUGGGAUGAGGUAGGGGAACGUGAGUUGGUGGAUCCCGAAUUAGUACAAGUCACGAAUCAGGCAGUACAAAAGAUCAGGGAAAGGAUGCGUACUACUCAGAGUAGACAGAAACGCUAUGCGAACUCAAGAAGAAGAAGUCUAGAGUUCAAAGUGGGCGACAAGGUAUUCCUGAAAGUGGCACCAAUGAAAGGUGUUCUAAGGUUUGGACGCAAGGGUAAACUGAGCCCACGCUUUAUAGGACCUUUUGAGAUUUUGGAGCGGAUUCGACCCGUCGCAUAUAGGUUAGCCCUACCACCAUCGCUCUCAACGGUACACAACGUGUUUCAUGUAUCAGUACUUCGUAAGUAUAUGGCCAAUCCCACGCAUGUGAUAGAGUAUGAGGCUCUGGAAGUGGCAGAAGAUUUAAGCUAUGAGGAAAAACCGUUGGAAAUUUUGGAUCGUAAGGUAAGGACUCUACGCACUAGGAACAUUGCUUUUGUCAAGAUGUGGUGGAGAAACCAACCCAUGGAGAAGGCUACAUGGGAACGAGAAGACGACAUCAAAGAAAAGUAUCCAGAGUUAUUUCUGGCUAGGGAGACUUUCGAGGACGAAAGU
Molecule: messenger RNA, 649 nt
Organism: Cucurbita pepo subsp. pepo (vegetable marrow)
Lineage: Eukaryota; Viridiplantae; Streptophyta; Magnoliopsida; Cucurbitales; Cucurbitaceae
Product: transposon Tf2-10 polyprotein
Molecular function (GO): nucleic acid binding
Source: RefSeq, a predicted model, not a curated record